Molecule: messenger RNA, 1904 nt
Organism: Biomphalaria glabrata
Lineage: Eukaryota; Metazoa; Mollusca; Gastropoda; Planorbidae
Product: RNA polymerase II-associated protein 3-like
Exons: 11
Coding region: 221-1798 (525 amino acids)
Molecular function (GO): protein binding
Source: RefSeq, a predicted model, not a curated record
AUUUAACAAAACACAGUCACCCCAACCUUUCAUAAAAAAGAAAAGUAGAAAAAAGAUUCGGGAUAAAAAAAUAUUUAGAGUCUAGAUUGAAAAAAAAAUAGGUAGAUCUAGAUCUAUCAACUAAUCUAGAAAUCUAUCAUAAUCUGUGUCAGUCUGUGUCACAAGUCACAGUUGACGAGUUGAGUGUGAUCAUGAUUGAAUAUCAUUGACUAUUGUAACCAUGCCGAUUUCUGAACAUGAAGAGAAGAUGAUAAACUUGCGAACGCAAGUUCAACAAAAUCAGCUUGAACUCCAUGACUAUCUUUCUGAUUUAAAAAGUUGGGAGAAAGAUAUAAAGAAAAAAGAAAAUGUUCUUAAAUCUGAAGGAAAGAAUACACAUGAAACAGUCCAGAGUGAACUUCCCCCGAUCAGAAAUACUAUCCAUAAGAAGAAGCUGAAAAGAAUAAAAAAAGAAAAACCUGCUGAUCAAAAGAAGCCUAAAAAGAUUAGUGGCUUUGAUUUUCGAGCUUGGGAUAAGUUUGAUGUUGAGAAAGCAUUAGAAGAAAUAGAUCAAAAUGAUAGUCAGAAAGACACAUCCUCUUCAGAAUAUGAAACUGAUGAAGAAUGGGAGAUGGAAAGAAAGAAAUAUUUGGCAGGUGUGGAGAAAGAUAAGGGCAAUGAUCUUCUCAAACAAGGGGAAUUAGAAAAAGCUGUAGAAGCCUACACCAAGGGCAUGCAGUAUGAUCCAACCAAUGCUAUUAUACCAGCCAAUAGAGCCAUGGCCCUCCUUAAACAGCAAAAAUUUGCAGCAGCUGAAUUGGACUGUACUUUAUCCCUCACACUUGAUCCAUUGUAUGUCAAGGCUUACCUGAGGCGUGCAACAUCAAGGUCAAGUGUUGGUAAACUGACAGAAGCUAUUGAAGACUUUAAGCGUGUACUGGACCUUGAGCCAACUAAUAAACAAGCCAAAACAGAACUGGAACAUCUACUUAAGGAAGUAGACAGAGAAAAGAAAGAGACAGUCUUGUCCAGCCUGACAGAAGGAAAGAAAGGGCUUGUUAAACCAAUUUAUAAGCCUCCUGAAGAAAGAUCUAAGUUACCCUUGAGGACUGUGCCAAUAAAUGAGAUUAGUCUGAAACAAAAUAAGCCACUAGAAUCUCCCUCUCAAAGCCAAAGUGAGAUGGCAAAGUCCUUAACUGCAAAAGAAGGCAAAGAGUUUGAUAAGUUUGUAAAUACAGCUUUGAUAAAGCCUAUGACUGCUAAGUCAACUGAAGAACAAGAAGACAUUUCAAGAACCCAAGUGUCAAGCACUACAGACACUCACAUGGAAGAGGAAAGUCCAUUUAAAGUUUCAAGUGAUGCUGAGUGUCAUCAACUCUCUACAAAAAUUGUUACACAGAAUGAUAAUAAAAUCUCAAAGUCCAAAGUGGAGCUCGGGUGUGGAGAUUCGUUGACAGUUCCAACAACAUCAUUUCAGUUUCAAAGUGACUUCAAGUUAUUGAAAAACAAGCCAGAAUCAUUUUUCCAGUAUUUUCAGGCCAUACCUCCUGCCAAAUAUUCUCAAUUGUUUGGACAAUGUCUCGAUGCUGACAUACUAACAACUAUCCUCUCCACUUUAAAAGUGUACCACAAAAGCCUUACAUUGAACCUUUAUGAUGUGAUGUUGAACCUGACACUUGUGAAAAGAUUUUCUAUGACUGCUAUGUUUCUUUCUCAGAAAGAAAAACAAGUGAUCCUGGAUUUGAUUCAGCUUUUGGAAGAAGAACCAAGUGUAUCACCAGAUCAACUCAAAACUUUGAGAAAAAAAUAUGAAUUGUGAUAGCGUUGCUUAAAUUUACAAAUUCUAAUUAAUCUAAAUAUAUGUGAGAUGGUUGAAAUAAAUAUCUCAAAAAUUUGAGUAUCAAAAAUUUGAGUAUUGAAAUCAG